GAAUUGGAAAAGUUGUGCUAAGAAAAAAAAGGACUGUAAGAUAUCUAAAAGUGAUAAUUUGAGUUGUAAAACUCAUAAAGUGGAAGAAAAAGAAAAGAAACGAGAAUUUGAAACCUGUUGCAGAGACAUUAAGAAGAAAUUGAACUUUUUGCAAAAAGAGUCGGAAAAAUUCUCGGAAUUCGAAAAACUUGAAGAAAAAAAGCAAAAGAGCUGGCAUAAUACCUGUGAAGCAGUAUCUGUAAAACAGGAAAAAAAAGUUAGUGAAAUUUUAAGAAGAAGAAAAUCCAUUCCAGUUUCAUUGGUAGGUGCUACUUUCUCGGAUAAUAUAAACCGUGGGGAUUUAGAACCAAGGAGUGAAAACAAAAUGGAAGUCAAGGGAUAUUUAGGCAAGUAUUUAGACCUGCAACGCACAAGGGGAAAAACUUUUACCAAAGUUAAAGUCGCCCCGGAAAAAAAGAAUGACGAAGUGAAAAUAAAGCUGAGGUCAUCUUGCUCUGACUCAGCAUUUAUGGAAGUGACUAUUCCACCCGUUUUAAAAGUUGGGAAAAGACGAUCUUUGUCUCCAAGAAAAACUCCACAAACUGGUGGAAGUUUAAGUAACAUUUCUGAAGCUACAAACAGCAAAAGUGAUGUCAAAAUUGAGAAUGAUAUCAUGAAAAAUCCACAAGAAAGAGAGUUGCAUAUUGUUGAAGCUUGGCCGGAGGUCAGUGCUGGAAUUUCACAAAUUGAAACAAAAGUUUUUUCAACACCAAAGCAAAAUCCUAAACAAGAACAUAAGGACUUUACACCUGAAAGUUGCAAAAUGAAAAAGAAACAAAAAGGAGACAUCUGUGCGAAAUAACUAAAAAUGAAGCAAUAUCAGGUUUUAAAUUGACCAGAGCAAACCAACAAAAAAUGACAGAAUUUUUGCAAGAAACGAAAGAAGAAUUUAAUAUUCUUUCUUCAAGAGCUAAAAGCAAUCCUGGUUUUUGUGGAAACAAAACUAAUUUGCAAGAAGACUUCAGCUUAAGUACACCUGCAAUAAAAUACAAUACCAAAGUACAGGAUAUGUCAGGUUAUGACGACUGGCUUUGCACUCCGAAUUCUUCAUCUUAUGAUGGGUGUGAAAGUGAAAUGAGUAUACAUCUAAAUGGGGAAGAAACACCUUUACGUAUAGGUAGAAAUACUUCAAGUGUAUGUAAGACAGAGGAUGUUACACCGACAAUAUCAACUGGUGCAAAUUUGUUUCAAGAAAAUCCUAAAAUUGAAGAUUUACAUGGAAAUAAUAAAUCAGAAAAGAAGCCGAUCAAGGAAAGUCAAAAUAUUUCUUGUUUUGAUCCAAAUAAAUUGGCAGUUUGUAAUGAUACUGUAGGUGAAAGGACAAAAUCGGUAGAAAAGGGAGAUGACCCAUGUUUAGAAACAAAUAGAGAGAUAACAACAUUGGGUCAACGUGAAACAACAACAACAGUGGCGAGUUUUGAAAAGAACAAUAAAGUUCUGGAAAUUGAUUGUAAUUCAGGUGUAUCGGAAACAAUAGGGUCAAUAGGAAGUGAAAAUGAAGAUUCAAAAGUUGAAGUGGGCAAAGACAAAAGAUGUUUUCAAGUGCCUGAUGCUGUUAAGGUGAGAGGGGUGGAGUCUGGAGAUGCUUAUGAACACUCAUACACCGCUUGCGAUGAUGUUUUCGUUAAGUACGAAGCAAAAUACAAUAAAGAUGAUGAUUAUAAGGGUGAGGGUUGGUUAAGUGGGGGGGACGGUUGUUAUGUAACAGUGGAAGACAAUCAUAAUUCGAUGGAUUCAAACGAUCUUGAAGUAACCGCAGAGGAUGAUAAAUCGUUAGUGAUGCGGGAAAGCGAGGACGAGAGGAAAAGUCCCGGAUCUUCAAAACCACAGACGGUACAAAGUUUAUCCUCGGAGCAGGAAAAGACGAUCGUGAAAUCUGGUGCUGAGAAAAGUGGAAAUAAUAAUAAGGAUUUUAUUUCAGUUGGUGGGGAAGUAGAUAACACAGAGAGUGUUGGAGAUUCUGAGUUAUUUAAAGUGAUAUUGAAAGAAGGGGAAAUUGUUAAAGAAGAAAUAAAUGAAAGUAACCCUGAUUUUAAUGAAAUAACUUGUGCUGGAGCAUCAGGUCUCAGUUUAAAAGGUAAAGUUUGUAAAACUGAAGAUAGAGUUGAAAAUGCUAGAUCUCCUAAUCAUGGUAUGACAUCGCAGAGAAAUAAAACUGCAACGAUAAGGUCAAAUAAUUUGCUUAACACUGUGUAUGAACAUUCAAUGGAAACCUUGCAUUGCGUGUCGAUACCCAAUCAAGUACCUGGCACACCCAAGGCUGUAAGAAGUAAUGCAAAGAAAAAGCAAAAUAAUCAACAGCAAAACAAGAGAGAAGUUUUAGUUGAUAUUAAACCUAGUUCUUUUGACAUUGGGAAAGAAUCAAAGUUAAAAUACCUCCAUUUGAACUUCGAUAAGACUUAUAAAGUACGUCUGCUUAGAAAGGAAAGUAAUAUCGGAAAUAAAGUUCAUCGCGAGAGGAAAGAACGUGAAUUAACUGUUGGUGCUCCAAGGGUAAUAACUUUAACCUCCCAGAAUAAAAAUAUGGAGACAAGACCUAACUCUCAGGAGUCCAGUAAAAGUGGAAUGUUUAAUUUUCCUCGACCAAGAAGGAAUUCUAUUAUCGAGUUUCUACAGAGGAGAUUGGGUUCAGCUGGGAUUAAGGAAAGUAAGAAGAAACCUCUGCCUCCUAUUCAAACGACUUCGAAAGUUUGUGAAACUAGGCAUAACACGCCGGAGAGGGUAAAGGGGGAAAAUAAAGUGGAAGAAACGCUAAAAGUUUUCCCGGAAAAAGUUCAUUUAAGGUGCAGGUAUUCAAGAGAAAGCACACCAGUGUCACCUCAAUGUUAUGUUCAUGAGAAUUUUAAUGACAAACCUACAAAGAGGUUUGAACAGAGAAUGAACCUGGUGGCACACAAGCGAAUGUCACCCAUAGCGAACAAAGAAACUUACAAUAUUCUUGACAAAACGCCGCUUAAAAAGAAGAUAGAAGAGCUCAGAGCUUUAAGAAGCAUUAAGAGCAAACCGAACUCAAUGUUGGCAGUGCUAAACAUGGCCGGAGAUAUGUUAACACAGGAGAAUGUGGAUCAAGGGAUUUCUGAGGAAAAAACAUACAAGAAAACUGUGCCAGGUAUUGCAAAGCUAAAGCAGAAAAUGCUGCCGGAAAUUGCAAAGCCCUCAAAAGUGUCACCCAACCAUCCACAAACAUGUAAGUGCACGCACACUAAUGAACAAUCUACGAGUUUCACGGAAAGAGACGCAACAAACAUAGAAAAAACAACAUUCAGACCAUUGACGAGGUUACAGCAAUUAAGAUCGGAAACGCCGCUCUAUCCAAGUAUUAUGCGUGAACUUGGCUCUCAACAGCAGGUAAUAGAGUGGUCUGACAAGCUGGGUAAUGUGUUCCACGUCACAACAGAAGAUGGAAAAUAUGGGAAAAUAUCGAGCACCAAAGAUAUGAAACCUCUUCGAAGCUUGGUGGAGCAAACUACGUCAAAAAAGGUCGAUCGUAGCUCAGAACGAGGCUCUGAUAUAAUCAAAGACAGACGGACACUUGCGCAAAAAGCUUGGGGAAGUUUGGACUCAAAAAAAGAAGACAAAAAUAUUCAAACCACUGUUCCUAACUCCCCACACCGAAAACCAACGAAAAAGAAAAGAAAAUCGCGGCCAGAGGGAAGGGGUCAGGUGUUUGUUGUUUAUACGAAUGGUGAUGGUAAACAUGUCAGUUUUAAGUGUUGAGAUUUUCCGUGAUGCAAUUUAGUUUGUUUUGUAACUAUUAUUCAGGUUAACUUUGUAAUGUUUUUUUUGCUUUGACAAAUCUAAC
This is a messenger RNA of Ciona intestinalis (vase tunicate), 3841 nucleotides long. RefSeq lists its product as uncharacterized. NCBI's taxonomy places the organism in Eukaryota, Metazoa, Chordata, Ascidiacea, Phlebobranchia, Cionidae. The record is from RefSeq and is a predicted model, not a curated record.